GGAAGAUGCUCAUUAGCAAACAAAACCGUAGAGCAAUUCUCGAAAACCUUUUCAAGGAAGGUGUUGUCGUCGCUCAAAAGGACUUCGAGAUCAAGCACGAUGAGAUCAACGUACCAAACCUUGAAGUCAUCAAGUUAAUGCAAUCAUUGACUUCAAAGGGUUACGUUAAGACUCAAUUCUCAUGGCAAUGGUACUACUACACUCUCACCCCAGAAGGUUUAGACUACCUUAGAGAGUACCUCCACCUUCCAUCUGAGAUUGUUCCAAACACUCACCGUAAAGCCCAAAGACCAUCAAGACCUGCACAAGUCAGACAACAAGGUGAAGGCUUCAGAUCAGGUAGAGAUGACCGUGACUCUUACCGUCGCGCUGAUGCUAAGGAAGGUGCUGACGCUGGUUACCGUCCACGUUUCGGCGGCGUUGGUCGUGGUGCUCCACGUGCUUAAAUUUAAGUACAAUUGUUGUCGAUUUAAUCAGUUUGUAAAUUUUAUUUACAUACUAAAUGAAAAA
This is a messenger RNA of Wallemia mellicola CBS 633.66, 510 nucleotides long. RefSeq names its product 40S ribosomal protein. Lineage: Eukaryota; Fungi; Basidiomycota; Wallemiomycetes; Wallemiales; Wallemiaceae. Gene Ontology annotation, cellular component: cytosolic small ribosomal subunit. The record is from RefSeq and is a predicted model, not a curated record. Gene Ontology annotation, molecular function: RNA binding; structural constituent of ribosome. Bases 6 to 446 code for a protein of 146 amino acids. The transcript has 3 exons.